Molecule: messenger RNA, 7735 nt
Organism: Falco peregrinus (peregrine falcon)
Lineage: Eukaryota; Metazoa; Chordata; Aves; Falconiformes; Falconidae
Gene: SLC34A2
Product: solute carrier family 34 member 2
Exons: 13
Coding region: 2387-4516 (709 amino acids)
Biological process (GO): intracellular phosphate ion homeostasis; sodium-dependent phosphate transport
Cellular component (GO): vesicle; brush border; apical plasma membrane
Molecular function (GO): sodium:phosphate symporter activity
Source: RefSeq, a predicted model, not a curated record
GCCUGGGUCUUGAAGAUGAGUGGGGUUGACACUUGUACAGCAAGUAUCCAUGUUGUGUGGGAGUUCUGUAAGGGAGCUUGUAGCACAGAUCUCUGUUAUGUAGACAUGCUUCUUGGUUGUGUUAUAACUUCUUGCAAUAUAUAAUAGCUGGACAGAGUUCACCUCUCACAGAAUUUGCACAUGCCAGGAAUUUUUUCUCAUUCUCUGUUUGAGACGUUUUCUGUGGUUGCACCUCCUGCUAAAUGCUAGACUAUCACAGGUAUUAUUCCAAGUAUCUACAGAGUAAUCCAGCACCUUUGUGAGAGGAAAUCAGGACCCUUGAAAUUUGCUUGCUUGCCUUGUUUUAUUCGAUGUUCCCUAUCCAAGAAUAUUUUUUGAAAUUAGGUCAGCUGCUUCAAAGUAAACCCUGAAGAGGGAUGAAAGAGCACUGGGUUAUUCUUCCUUAGCAGCAGCAUCUUUUGAAUCUAUGCCAGAUGCAUGAAAAGCACUCUGGACUGUCGCUCCAACUGCCCUGGUGUCCUGGGAAGAGUUUCAGCCUCUUCUCCAACCCUGAAUGAGGCAAAGGCUUCUGGAACAAAUGACACCCACCUUCAUUGCUUGUGGCUACCUCCUUAUGGAGACUCUUCCAGACUGAUUGCAGAACAUCUACCCUGGAUUUCUAAGAACAGACUUUGGAUUGCCUGCCUUUGUGUGAGCAACUGGCUUUUCUUUCCUAAAGUUUUUUUUUUGAGAAUAUGAUGGGUCUGAUCUAGGAUUGUUCCCUUCCUAAAACAUUAACAUGGUCAGCACAUAGGAUUGUGCUUAGCAAAUGGAAUGAAGAGCGUUGGAUUAAAAAUGCUGUGGAAGACGUCACCAUGCUCUGGCUGAGCCCUAACUGGGUACCUGGAACGUGCACAUCUCAUACCUUCUCACUGUCAAAGCUGGGUUUCACAAACAGUGACUCAGAAGAGAAUAAGCCACAGCUGAGAGAAACACAAGGAUUCCCAGUUAAAAGCUUCAUCUGAUUUCUUACAUGUAGAGUAUCAAUGAAAAACUAUAUUUAGAUGCAAUGUUAAAGUACACUUCCGUUAAGAAAACUGAGCCUGUGAACCACCAAGGUAGACCUUGAAUCCAUUUUCCACCGUGUCUUUCCACUUUGGGCUGUUUUCCGCUUCACAUGGAAGAAAAAUCAGUUUCCUUUCCAUAGCCACCUCUGUGCAAACUGAGCUGGGACGGGUGAGGCAGGGCUGGUGCUUUCCUCCUUGGGCUGCAACAUCAGCCAUGCCCAGGGUGAUGGGGGGGCGGUGGGGUCUCCACCAGCAGCGCUGCUGCAGCCAGGGGAGGUGCUUGGUGGUUCCACUGCCAUGAUGUGAUGCUGCGUACAGAGCUGCGGAGGCUUUUACGAUCACUACUUACUAAACGUUUCUGAUGCCGACACAGGAGAAGAGUAAGUUCUGACUCACAGCUCCAAAGGCUGGGUGUCUCUGUAGGGCUGAAAGGUGCAAAAAGCAAGAGUGUUAUUUUUCUAAGUUACUAAGUCACUAAGCUGCUGGGAGAUAUGACCAUGUACACGCAGACAAAGCAGAUCUGGUGAUUAGGCGGCUGGUUUACAGCUUGUUUUCUCAGUGUAAGAAAGUUGCCAGUUAAAACAGAAAAAAAUUCAAAGAUAAUAAAACUACAGUGCCUAAUUCAGUACCACCACUCCCAGCUCCCCGUUAAGCUUAUCAUUUAAACAGACAGCAAUGCUAGUGACCGCUUUGUCUAAUCUGAAAUACCAUACUGUAUUUAUUGAAUAACGUAUCCAUUUAUCAUAUAGGCUUCUUCCUCACUAGCAUUCUGAAUGCUGUUAUCAAAGUGUCUUUACAUCUUUAAAUCUCAUUUAGAGGGAGAGCCACAGCCAAAAUGCUAAUGAGCUCACCUUAAUUGUAAACACUGAGCACUGAUAAGAAUGAAACUCCAUCCUCUGUUCUUAAAGAAGUUCUUACGUGUUUCCUACUUACACUGCUUUUUAUCUGAUUCUCCUUCACUUCUGUUCUUAGGCAGAUUAAUAGGCACCUGAACAGACAAAUAACAGUACUACAUCUUCUUCACAGCCUUUUGACAGACUUCUGAGAUUGCAAAAUAUUUUUGGAAAAUUAUUAUUGGAAAAAAAGAUUACUGAAUGAUCAGGUGGACAGCAAUUUUUAAGGCUGGAACAAACCGUUCCCCCGCAUUCACAGAAACACACCAGUAACUCGUACUUAAAUGCUGAUGGGACAUUUUUUAGAAUGUGAUAAGUGUGAAAUAGCCCAUAGUUUUAUCAGUCUCGGUUGCUGCCCACUCCUGCUAAAAAAAGGUUGAUUGUGAUCAUUAAGUUGCAGGUAGGCAGUGCCUCUGGACUGUAAAAUAGGAAUGUUAGUGCGCAGUGAUGAAAGCAAACUUUGCUCAACACCUGUCUAUAUAUAUUGCAGGUUUCAGUGGCUGCCCAGUUGAUCUGUUCUCUCUGUUGUCUGGGAAUAAAGAAGUGGCACAGAUCAUGGCUCCCUGGCCUGAGGUGGAAAAGCCUGAAACCAAUAACUAUAUUGGGGACUCUUCCAAACAGAACCAGAACAUGGCUGGGAAAGAAGGAGAAAAUCACAAAGGCAAUGUGGCUUCACUUGGAAAUAAAGGAGGAAUCCAACCUGCGUUUUCCACAAUAGCCUUGAUAGAUGAGACAAGGCCGGAAGAAGACGACCCAUGGGCUCUGCCCGAACUGCAGGACACUGGGGUCAAGUGGUCAGAACUGGAUAGAAAAGGAAAAAUCAUUCGUGUACUCUACGGGAUAGGGAAGUUUGUUAUGCUACUUGGACUACUCUACAUGUUUGUGUGUUCUCUGGAUGUACUGAGCUCUGCUUUUCAACUGGUAGGAGGUAAAGCAGCAGGGGAUAUUUUUAAAGAUGAUUCAGUGCUGUCUAAUCCUGUCGCGGGACUGGUGAUUGGAGUUCUGGUGACUGUUAUGGUCCAGAGCUCCAGCACAUCUUCAUCCAUUGUGGUCAGCAUGGUGUCCUCCACGUUGCUGACUGUUAAAUCAGCGAUUCCUAUCAUAAUGGGGGCAAACAUUGGCACCUCAGUUACAAACACGAUUGUGGCACUCAUGCAAGCUGGGGACAGGAAUGAAUUUAGAAGGGCCUUUGCUGCGGCCACAAUCCAUGAUUUCUUUAACUGGCUUGCUGUGUUUGCACUGUUGCCCAUUGAAGUUAUUACUGGCUAUCUUUACCAUCUCACCAGUGUUAUAGUUGACUCCUUUCAGCUUGAAAGUGGUGAGGAUGCCCCUGAGCUACUAAAAGUUAUCACAGACCCCUUUACAAAGCUCAUCAUUGAGCUUGAUAAAUCAGUAAUAAAUGCAAUUGCUACAAAUGAUGAAUCAGCAAAAAACAAAAGCCUGGUAAAGAUUUGGUGUGUAACUGAAAGCAAUGUGACGCUGCAGAAUGUCACAAUUCCGCCUUCAGAAAACUGCACAUCUCCUGACCUUUGCUGGACUGAAGGAAACGUGACAUGGACCAUGAAAAAUAUAACUGAAACAGAAUAUAUCAGUAAAUGCCAGCAUCUCUUUGCAGACGCAGACCUGCCUGAUCUUGCCAUUGGCCUCAUCCUUCUGGCUUUGUCCCUGCUUGUUCUGUGCUCCUGUUUGGUGGCAAUCGUUAAGCUAUUAAACUCUGUGCUUAAAGGACAAGUGGCAAGCAUUAUCAAGAAGACAAUCAACACCGAUUUCCCAUUUCCAUUUACUUGGCUAGCUGGAUACCUGGCUAUGCUUGCAGGAGCUGGUAUGACCUUUGUUGUCCAAAGCAGUUCUGUUUUCACAUCUGCUAUUACACCCCUUGUUGGCAUUGGUGUUAUAAGCAUUGAGCGCUCUUAUCCCCUUACCUUAGGAGCUAACAUUGGCACAACCACAACAGCUAUACUUGCAGCUUUAGCAAGUCCAGGGAGUACAUUGAAAUAUUCAUUGCAGAUUGCCUUGUGCCACUUUUUCUUCAAUAUCUCUGGGAUUAUUCUGUUUUACCCGCUACCUUUUACCCGGCUGCCAAUCCGCAUGUGCAAGACCUUGGGAAACACAACAGCCAAGUACAGAUGGUUUGCUGUAUUUUAUCUUCUCGUCUGCUUCUUUCUUUUGCCUUUGUUUGUAUUUGGUCUGUCACUGGCAGGUUGGGGAGUUCUUUUGGGUGUUUGCCUUCCCCUGUUUGCUCUUUUUAUGGCUGUGGUUGUGAUUAAUAUUAUGCAGUCGAGGCGACCGCAUUCACUGCCUGAGAAGCUCCAAAACUGGGAUUUCCUCCCCGUCUGGAUGCACUCCCUAGAGCCCUGGGACAAUAUAAUUAUGUCUUCACUCGCCUUUUGUGGGAAACACUGCUGCGGCUUCUGCAAGUGCUGCAAAGUCAACGCAGAACAGGAAGGUGCCAAAGACAAGCAACUAAAAACUGUGGAGGUUUAUGAAAACACAAUUGCGAUGUCUGAUGAAGGUGGAAGAAGGGCACCAGCUGCAGCUUGUGUUGAAAAAACAGGCACAAACAACACGGCCUUAUAGUAACAGAUCAACCCAUAUUAGCAGAGGUAGAGCAUAGGACAGUCAGGCUCUUGAAAACCACCUUGGACAAUGCACUGAGGACAGAGUGAAUAUUUUGUUAGGUUCCUGCAGCCAGUGAUAUAUCACUCAUCAAGGAAUGGAGUCAAACAAGCUUGGCAGAGUCCCUAGAAAAUCUAUGAUCAGUUGAAAAGCUAAUGACAGAUUGGCUUACAGAGGAUCUACUAUGUGGUACCUUCAUCCAAUGCUAUUGGUAGCAAACAAAAGAAAUCCUGAUGGAGUCCCAUGAAGAAAGGGAUGAAAGGAGCGGUGAUCAAUUUAAACUUAAUUCAAACAAACAUGCACUUGUAGAACAGCCUUUCUGACCUACUGGCUUGUUCAGCAGAAGUUUAUAAUACCUAAAAGCUCUGGAAAUGGGGGGGGGGAAAAAAAAAAAAAAAAAAAAAAGAAAAAACCCCAAAGAGAAUCCUAAUGUUUUUAUUGGCCUAUUUGCAGUGGUCAAAACAGAAAACAGUAGUUUUCCCAGUAUGGACGAAGUCUAUUUUAUGUGUGAAGGAAAACAAAAUGCUGGGACUUCCUUCAGAAGCUCUGGGAGUCUGACUGCAGCAUAAGGGUGGGCAUAUGCCCAUUUUGAGCCCCCCCAUCUCCUUUAACACCAGAGACAGGAGUUAUAAUCUUUUGUUAUCUCAUGCUAAAGGCCGUAAAAGUAAUUGUGAUCCCUCCGCCUGCUGAAGGUUAAGCACUGGGUUUGGAGCCACUGUGUGGCUACCAAAGGGCUUGAUGCUUGAUGGAUUCAGGAUGUGGUUGUGUGGCCAUUCAUCUCUCUAGACGGUCCUCUCCAAUCCUGUUCAUCAGGUAACCUCACAAUCAGAGGAAUGGUGCAGGAGGGAGGACAAGUGGCCAGCGUAGGGGAGGAGACAGCCACGCAAGCCUGGGCUGACACCAGGAGAUAUGUGUGCAACUGUAGCUCCCUUUGGCUGAGCCACAAAAUGACUUUUCAGAGUAGCGGUGGAGACUGGCUUUAGAGCUACAAAAGAGGGAACCUGGAGAGCAGAUUAUGGCUAGCACAGGAUAUAUGGUAAUGUUUACUGGAUAUAAAGGAGUGUUCACUCUGCACCAUGGCUUUGUGCUCUGAACAACCCUUCUUGGAAAUAAUGUGAAUUUUACUGGCAAUUGCAUGUAGCAAUCCAAAUCCCAAAUAAAAUCCUUAAGUAGUGUAGUCACUACCAUGUGUAGUCAAUCCAUAGGUAGUGUAGCACUUGGGUGGGAAGCUGCUUGUGCUCGCAUCUUACCAUUACUGAUGUUUUAGUAAAUGCUUGUGAGGCUGCUUUGAAUCAUGGGCUACAAAAGGCUUAAUUUCAAUGUCAGAAAAAGAGCAUUUCAAAGUUGCACCGAGUACUUCUGCUGGCCUUCAGUAGUUUAGAUAUCAGCAAGUGUGGGAUAAUAUCCAAAGUCUAAUCUCUAACAUUAAAAUAAAAUCAGGUGGCUGAGUGUAGGCCAAGUGUCAUGUAAAGCCAGUUUAUGUGGCUGAGCUGUAGAUUAAAUUUGCAAUGGAAAUGCUGAGAAGACCCUUAGUUUAACAUAGCCACUCAGUGCUGCUAAAACACAUUUACUUCUGAAUAGUUGUUUAUUUUCUGCAAAGCUGUGGAAUUCAGUAGGUUGAAUUUGGCUAUCAGGUAAAUAUGUACAUUUAGAAUUGACAAUUGUUUUCAUUUACUUUUUUAAACUGGCAAACUAUGUUGCCGAAAAUGUGUUUGCAAAUUGCAUUCAUACUGAGAUUCCAACUACUUCUGUAAUUGUGAGCCAGUGACAAAAUGCUUAGAAUCAGAGUGAAUUUCCAAAAGCAUCAAGUUUUGGUAUAGUUCUGCUCUUUUAGGGUUUGGUAGUAGCAGAGAGCAGAGUUAUGCCAAACUAUUCUUCUAAAAAUUAUUUUCCUUGUCCUUCACAUAGUUGAAACAGAAUUUUGUCAGCAUCUCAUUUUUAAAGUGGAAUUUUGAUAUCUUCGAUAAUUCUUCAUUUUAUUCUCACAGUUCUGGAUGCUUUCACAAUCUGUUUCUCUAAAUCCCAGCAUGCAUUUCCCGUGCUCUGUUUCUUUGGGAAAAAUAUAAGAAAAAUAACUUGGAAAGAAUUCCGGAUAUCUCAAGUUUCCAUUGACCACCCGUUGACCACCCAUUGAAACAGGAAACAUUUGAAUCUACUUUUGCUGAUGUCUUGAGCAAUGUGCACCUUACUUUGUAUCUUGAAAUAAAGCCGUCAAGCACAGUGAUAGUAUCUGUGGGAAAGCAGUUCUUUCUCACAAAAGAAUCAGGGUAAUAAUUAAUAGUCAGACAUAUCAUUACUUCAUGAUUCCUCAUUGUAACGUUUCCCCUACAAUCUCUUCUGUUCUUACUCUCCUCUGUCCUUGCUCCAGGCCAUAUUGUACCAUUGUGUUAGGCAGAUGGCAACAAAGAUUUCUGUUUAACACUUGACAGCACAACAUGUUCUGGCAUUAUUUCCCCCCCUACUCUUCCCAAAAGAUAUUUACACUUUAUUUAUAAUUAUUUGAGUGUACAGAAUUUUUCAUAAGUUAUACAGAAAAAGGCUCAUGAUUGUGUUAUAUAUUCCAUAUUUGAAAACUAUGCAAUGUUUAUCUAUAAAAAUGUAAAAAGUAACUACUGUAUAUUUUGUAAUAUAACUUUUCAAAUUGUUUGUAACUGUGUAUACUGCAUAUUAUGGAGGCUGUUGGCUCCAUCAAUAGGUUACGUCAAGAUUGUUAGCAAUGCAGAGACAGAUUUCUUAAAGCAAAGAUGAAACCCACCUACAUACUUUCAUAAUAUGGCUUAAUGCACAAGGAUAUUGAACUCUACUUUUCUAAAGAUUUGAAUUUUCUGUAAUGAGGAAUUUUGGAAAUACAAGGUUCCUAAAAUACUUUUUUAAACUCUUAAACACUGUAUCUUUUAACUGUUUUGAGGACAGUAUAUGGCUUUAUACUUUGUCAUGAAUAUCCAUCUUGUCUGUCCUCGUGCACUGAAUGUAAAAAUAAAGAGAAGUUUUACAAAAAUAGGAUGUAUUCAUAAUAUCUGUUUAUAUACGUGUUGUGGAAGCUUGCAGAAAAUUAAGUAUGUAGACAGUUCUAGCCUGAGCUGAUGCAAUGUACAAGAAAUUAAGUUAGCAUCAAGCACUAAUGAAAACCACCACAGACCUCUGUGUCCAACAUUUUCAUAUGAAUGACAGAUUUUCUUA